AACCGAGCAAAGGGGUCAUCAACAACGACAGUCGAGAUCUAGUGACACAUCACAACCCUGGCAAAGGACAGACAUACCUCUCCGAACGAUCACCGGACUCCCGAUCGACAAGAUGAGCGGUCUCGCGACAAAGCAGCAGUCGCUCAAGCUGUUUGAGAAGCUCAAGGCGAAGCCAGCCAACAAGAUCUGCUUCGACUGCGGCCAAAAGAACCCAACAUGGACCUCGGUCCCCUUUGGCAUCUACCUCUGCCUUGAUUGCUCGGCCAACCAUCGCAACCUCGGCGUUCACAUUUCCUUUGUGCGGUCUACUAACCUCGACCAAUGGCAAUGGGAUCAGCUACGGAUCAUGAAGGUGGGCGGCAAUGAGUCGGCAACCAAGUUCUUCCAGCAAAACGGUGGUUCCGCCGCCUUGAACAGCAAGGACCCCAAGACCAAGUACCAAUCUGCUGCCGCGACCAAGUACAAGGAGGAGCUCAAGAAGAGGGCUGCUAGGGACGCCCGCGAAUACCCCGAAGAAGUCGUCAUCACCGACGGUGACGACGCCACAUGCAGCAACACCCCGGCCGGCGAGCCCGACGACGACUUCUUUUCCUCGUGGGACAAGCCCGCCAUCAAGAAGCCCACGCCACCCAUUUCCCGCACUUCCACACCCCCCGUCAUCGGCCGCACCGCCUCCCCGCUCCUCGGCAACGGCAAGGACAUCCAGCGCACUUCCUCGCCGCUCUCCAAGACCGAUUCCGAUGCUCCCACUCCCGCCCCCGCCGCCAGCCGCAUCACUACCUCCGCGGCCCUAAGGAAAACUACCCCCGGCAGCAGCACCACCGGCGGCCCGCGCAAGGUGGGCGGCGGCAUCCUAGGCGCCAAGAAGCCCGCGGCUAAGCUGGGCGUCAAGAAGAUCUCGGCGGACCUGAUCGAUUUCGACGAGGCGGAGAAGAAGGCCAAGGAGGAGGCGGAGCGCAUCGAGAAGCUGGGUUACGAUCCCGAGGCGGAGGAGGAGAAGGCGGCGAAGAAGGCCGAGACCAAGACCAACAAUAUCAUCACCCCUGCUGCGGCGCCAGUCAGCUCCUCCAGUUCGAGGUCCGCGGCGCAGGAGAAGUCGGCUGCUGAGGUGGAGAGGCUGGGUAUGGGUGUCAGGAAGCUAGGUUUCGGUAUGGUGGGCAAGCCCGGUGGUGCCGGUGCUGUGGGCGCGGGAGGAGCGGCGGCGGCGAAGAAGAAUGCGGGUGGGUUUGGAAGUGUUGGGCCUAUUAAGGCUAGUGAGGCCGACGAAGAACAAUACGCCCGCAACAAGUUCGCCAACCAAAAGGCCAUCUCCUCGGACGAGUUUUUCAACAAGGGCAACUACGACCCCUCGGUCAAGGCCGAGACCAAGGCCCGUCUACAAGGCUUCGAGGGUGCCCAGGCCAUCUCUUCCAAUGCCUACUUUGGCCGUCCCGAGGAGGACGCGCCCGCCGAAGACUACGGCGACCUCGAGUCUGCCGCCAAGGACUUCAUUCGCAAGUUUGGUAUCACUGCCAGCGAUGAUUUGGAGAACCUUACGCAGAUGGUGGGCGAGGGUGCCGGGAGGUUGCAGGGUGCUAUCAGGGCUUAUCUUGGGAGCUGAGCGGUGGAAAUGGAAGAAUGAGGCAGUGUGGGUGGGCAGGACGUGAUGGGCGAAGGGAGUUACCUAGUUAUGAGACAGAAAGAUGUGACGAGCGGAUAAGGCUUUUUAGUAAAAAUCAGUAUUUGUAGUGUAAUGGUGAAUGAACGUUUUAGAGAGAGCACUAGCAGUAUGCAGUGGGCAGAUGAUGCGGUUUUCUGGCAUCUGGCCAAGAGGAUGACGGUCAGGGUCUGGACAGGCUGUUCUCACACCCGUAGGGGGGUCUUAGUAAGUGACCACGGUAAGUAUUUGAGCA
Molecule: messenger RNA, 1892 nt
Organism: Neurospora tetrasperma FGSC 2508
Lineage: Eukaryota; Fungi; Ascomycota; Sordariomycetes; Sordariales; Sordariaceae
Exons: 5
Coding region: 113-1600 (495 amino acids)
Biological process (GO): COPI coating of Golgi vesicle
Molecular function (GO): GTPase activator activity
Source: RefSeq, a predicted model, not a curated record